Molecule: messenger RNA, 5236 nt
Organism: Phasianus colchicus (ring-necked pheasant)
Lineage: Eukaryota; Metazoa; Chordata; Aves; Galliformes; Phasianidae
Product: maestro heat-like repeat-containing protein family member 2B
Cellular component (GO): cytoplasm
Source: RefSeq, a predicted model, not a curated record
GUGUAGGUAUUUAAUUGUGACUAUGGUGAAACACGCAUUAGGGUUGAAAUCUGGAAAUGCAGAACAUGCAACUUUUUAGGUAAAAUUUUAUUCCAUUAGUCAUGCAAAACUAUUCUCAUUAAUUUUCUCAGCAAUAUUUACCUUAUUAUGUUAGUUUUUCCACAUUUACUGUUUUGUUACCAAGAUUCUAGUGUGAAGGAAAAUCACAGAAUUUUAUGUUCUUUUAGUCUUUUCUAUGUCUUACAUGAUAUGAAGGGUGCCUUCCAAAAGCAUCUCCUUUCCUUCCAAUGAAAAUGUUAAAUAACGCUACAUGUAAAUAUUGUUUAGGUGAGUUGGGUCUUGGAUAUAACUGGCAUAAACAUGUAUCGUGAAGAGGAGGGUGCUAAACAAAGCCAUGGUACAGAGCAUAGGCAUUCCUGGGCUUUAUUGCUUUAAUUCUUCCACACAAGAUCUUGAUCUCCACCACCUCAUGAUUGCUGCAUCCCAAGCUGCCCCCAGCCUUCACAUGCCCUUACCAGCCCUUCCUCGUUAGUAAAAACAAGGUCAAGUAGCACACCCAUCUGCAUCAGCUUCUCUACCACCUGCGUCAGAAUGUUAUCAUGAACAUAUUGCAGGAACCACCUGAACUUUGUGUGCCUGUCUGCAUUACUUUGCCAACAAAUAUCAGGGUGGUUGAAAUCCCCUAUAAGAACAAGUGCUGGGAAUUGCAAGGCUACUUUGAGAUGUCUAUAAAAGGUCUCAUUCCACUUCCUCCAUAGGGAAGCAGAGGGUGUAGGUAUUUCAAGAGGGAUGCAGGAAGAUUUUAAACCAGGCUCAUGGCAACAUUAUCUUCUCUGAGGAGUCCUCACAAGAUCCUACUGUACAACUGGGAAGUUUUUCUCAGUUUACUAAAAAGACAGCAUUUCCAGGCCCGUCUUUGUCACAAGGAACUCCAUCCCCUCCCUCCAUCAAAUCUAGUUGAACAUUCUGGUAAGCAAUCCAGCCAGCUUCUUCCCCAGAACAUUUUGGCCCCAACUGCUCAGUUGUGUUCCGUCUCAUGCCCACACACCUGAUCUUUCAAAGGAGUACCCAAGUUGAUGGUAUACAAAACCUCGAUCCUGACACCCUUCCAGUAAUCAGUCAGUAAUUAACCUCCUCAAUUCUCCUCCUUCCUUGUGGGACACAGCCGCCACUCAGGAGGGCAGAAGAGAACACUCCUGGCACUUCCAAUCCCUUUAGCAUCUUUCCAAGUAAUGCUAAGUUCCUUUCUGAUGUUCUGCCAUUUCCUUGUGGCAGCCUCCCAUGACCCUACUUGAAUGACAACAAGCGUAUGGUGGUCUUCUUGUUUGAUCAGAUACAGUGGAGUCUCCUUAACAUCUCUGACAUGUGCCCCUGGAAGAUAGCAAAGCUCUCUGGAGAGGUUGUAUGGGCAGCAGAUGGGGGUCUCAGUGCCUCCCAGCAUGGAGUCCCCAGUUACUAAGACAAUGCUUGGGCAACAGCACCCGGCAGCUGCUCCCUGGCAGGGGCUCUCCCUCACCCGCUGAGGUGAUUCCCUGCUUCAGCAUGGAACAUGUUCACCCCAGAGCCAAGUGCAUCACAAAAACAGGCUGUGUUCUGGGGCCUUUAAGGUUCCCCUGCAUGCUGUCUGGUCCCCAGCCCAGAGCACGUCAUUCUCUGUGAGAUGACACUCUGCAGUGUGAUGUCACAGUGGCUACCUCAUACACCCUUGUGGCAGCGGUGGGAGCGGUGGCUCAGUCCGCUUGUGGGACCUGCAGGAAGAGGAACCAGAGAGAGCGUUGUGUCUGUCUGGAGAUAUCCUGCUGUGAUGGAGCGGCUAAGAGCCCUUCGAGGUCUCUUCGCCUGUGUGGGCUGCAUGCCCAGAUGUACACGUCGCAGGGAGAGAAUCAGGGUGGAAAGCCCUGUCCCUGUCUGUGCUGUGACUUUGCUGCUGCAGCACCUGCAAGACCAGGAGGGUGACCGAGCGCAGGCAUACUGUGAGCUGGAGCACGUCCUGUGGGAAGGUGACAGCCGCCCGCCGUGCGGAGUGGUGAACCGGCUUCUGGCAGAAGUGUCCCAGGACCUGACAGCAGCCCAGGGCAUGACAGACAACGUGAAGACAGCUGCCAGCAAUGUCCUGGUGGCUCUGGCUCGGACACACUUCACCUUGGUGAUGGCUGAGCUCCAGGGCCACCUGAAGGCCACGGGGGAUGCAUCCAAGGAGACUGUGCUCAUCACCCUGAGCAAACUCUUCAGCACCUAUGCUCCACAGUGCAUCUCCUUCACUUGGCUGAUGCUGGCCGGCCUGCGCAGUGUGGUGGGCCAGGUGAGGAGCGGCCGGACCCUGCGCAUCGCUUGUGCUGUUGUGAAACAAUGGUCAGAUGCAGUUAGAAUUCACUUCUCCUCUGGAAGGCAAUGCCCCUGGCCUGCCAUGGAGAAAGAACAAAUAUAUGAGAAUCUUCACCAGCUUUUCUUCUCUGUGGUGAGGAACUGGCAGGACUGCCAGGAGGAAAAGGACAAAAAGGCUGUCCUCAGGGCUCUGGCUGCCAUGAUGGCUGCCCUCCUGCAAGAGGAGCUGCACCAAGAGCAGGUCUGGGAGCAGCUCCUCUGGCUCGUGCACCCAUGUCAGGAGGUCCAAGACACCUGCAGGAUGGCCAAGAGCCUCGCUAUCUUCCUGGAGGCCUUAGAGGAUGUUGAGUUUGUCAUCCCCAAGGACGCAUUUCUGGACAUCACCAGUGCCGUGUUCUACCAGCUCUAUGAUGACACCAAGCAGCACAGCGAGGCUGACAGCGCAGAGCUGACCCACUGCAUCAUGCUGCAGGCCCGAAUCUGCCCAGAGGAAACAGUCCUGUUUCUGCUGUCGCAGCUGGGUGAUGAGUGGGAGGCUGGAUGCGUGGCAGCCCUGGGUCUGCUUGGUGCUCUGGCUCGCUCUGAUGAGCCUGUGAUGACAGAAAAGCUGCCCCAGGUUGUGGAGGCUGUGCAGCGUUUGUGCAGCGACCCCAGGCCCCAGGUGAGGCGGGCUGUUCUACAUUUUAUCAAGGACCUACUCAGCACUAAUGCCUGGAGCUGCACAGCCUGGGAUGUAGUGGGGCACAUCUUUAGUGAGUUCAGCCGCACCACAGAAAGAAGGGCAGCCGGAGACCUUUCUGCCCAGGAAGCCCAGGAAGAAGGAGCUCUACAGGAGCUGUGUAUGGACAUCCUGGGGUCACUGGACGUUUCUGUCAGAGGGAUGUCCAAACUCCUGUGGCCGCGGCUGCUGCUGUUUGUGGUGCCAGCCGAGUACACGGGUAUGCUGAUCCCGGUCUCCCGCUGUGUCCAAGCCCUGUCUGAGAGAGAGGACCUGACAGGACGGCGGAUAGAAGAUCUGGAUCCUCAUUUUGUCAGCUCCAUGUUUCAAGGCCCACUGCUGACUCCCCAGACACUGCUGGCACGUCUGUUGGUGGUGGCAGGGAGCCCUGCUGCAAGCAGCGAACUCCAAGCCGCUGCCUUACUGCUGAUGAAAAACCUCCACAGCAGGUUCCACAGAGCUGUGGGGGCCAUGUGGGCUGUUGAGAUCCCCCUGUUGCAGCAGUGCUUCCAAGGGAAAGAGGAGAGCUUCCUGGACUCUGCAGAGUGGGAGAGCCGUCUGCUAAAGUUCCUGAGGGCAUCGCUGGAGACGAUAGCGGAUGAGGCCUGGACUGAGACUCUGAGCUGUGAGCUGAGCCGCUGGCUGAGCAGCUCUGCCAGCAGCUCUGGAGAAAGGUCUUUUCUGUACAAAGCUCUGGGGACAGUGCUGGGAGCCUGUAAGGGUAUCCUCCACAUCCUGCAGCACCUGGAGGAAGCAAAUGCAGAGGAGCCAUCUGAGGCCCAGGGAAUGAUCUGUCUUCUCAGCCAUGCUGCUGAGAGCAACUUCCACGCAGUCCUGGACACACUCACCAUGUUUGCGUCCAGGCUGUGCAAAGGCUGCAGUGGGAAGAUUUCCAGGCGCAAAAAGACGGAGCUGGACAGCAGGAGAGCUCAUGCAACACGCAGCGCUCUCAUGCUCGCCCAUGGCAGCUUGGCACUGCGUGCCUCCAAGGAACAGCUGCUCGCCCACCUGGAGGGAGACAUCGUGGGCAACAUCCUGAUGCUGUACAGCUGCAGCUGCCGGGACUUGCAGAAUAACCUCGCACUGGUGCAGAGCAUCACCGACUUCAGCUCUGCCUUCCAGGCUGUGGGUGACUCUGCCUGCUUUAACAUCUCCUUGAAGGGCAAGCUUCUGGAGAUCCUGAUGGACUUGCAGAAGAAAUAUUACUUGGGCAUCCCUGUCUCCCCAGUGCCCCUCAAGGUGGUUCUGGCUCUGGAGCAGUUGAGCAAGCUGAAGCCCUUUUUAGGAACCAAGGACAUGAUUGAAAUAUUGACUUUGUGCUGCAAGAACAUUGUGACACACCCUUCAGCAGACAUGAUGCUGAAGAUCAGGAAGUCACAGAAAGCAGCGCAGUACCUGCAGCUUCAGCAAAGAUCACUGAAAGCUCUGGGCAGGCUCAUGGUGGUCCUGCUCGAGACUGAGCCCACCGGCAGCUUUUUUCAGAACAUAGUCCAUGUCGUGCAGAGAUCAAUGACAUCAGAAAACAUGUGGGAGCGCAAGAGGGCCCUGCAGAUCUGCUCCCAGCUGCUGGGUGUUUGUGAAGAGCUUCGAAGAGGAGAUGUCUGUGAGCACUUUGGCUCCUUGGUGGGAUUGCUGGCACCACUGACAUGUGAUCCCAUGCCCACAUCCCGUCAGUUGGCCAUCACCUGUCUGAGCUCCCUUCUCCAAAUCCAAGCCAAGAUGACCAACAGAGUCAUUGAGACGGGAGACAUUAGGAGCCUGCUUGAGGGGCUGCAUUCCUGCAGCAACAUCUCUCAGCUCCAGACCUCAUCCAAAAUUGCAAGGAUUGUGUUCAGAAACUUCCCCCUGGAACGCACCGUAGACCUCAUGAUGGCCAUCAAGGAGAGCUUCCGGAAAGCCAAAGGAAUGCGUGUGCGUGCUGCUGGGAAGUGGAUGACCACCUUUCUGCAGAUGUACAGGAGGGACAUCUGUCAGGAUGUGCCACUGAUCCUCUACAUCCUGCGCAGCUGCACAUCAUCCAUGCAGCAGAGCAUUUUCAUGCCCUUCCUGUGCCAGGCGGUGGUCAUCUUGAUACGCUGUCAUGAAGAGGUCAUGAUUGACAACUUCUCCCGGCUGCUUGGGCCCACAGACAGCGAGACAUGGAGAAGAAUAAGAGAGUUUUGUCUUCGACGGUGGAGCCAGUAGAAGAAUGAA